AUGUUCUCCGGACGGCCUAAGCUGGGCACCGCCAGUUUCGCCUAUAUUCGAAUCAUUGGAAUGUUCCAGUUGGCAUUUUUUAUUACACCGUUUCCAUUGAAGAUUCUGACGGAUCAUUAUCAAGCCGGUCGUACAUGGAUCGCCGCCAAUUUCCUUCCAGUCCUCCUCGCCCUGUUUCAUUUUGUCAUCUCUACUUUGUGUCUAUGCUUUACAAUCCGUUUGUUACUUUUGUUGAAUUGUAUACGUAGAUGCCGUCGCUGGAAUUCCGUCUCCUGGGUCGCGUGGCAAAAAAUCUUUUGUCUCCUCCCCUUCGGUACCAUUGUCAAUGUUCCACUAUGCUUCGAAUGGGUUAUCGACUAUGAGCAGUGUAGUUAUGGAAAGGAACUGUACGCUAUCGGACGGCCUCAUUUGUCAGAAGCGGCGAUUCAAAAUCAUAUAAAAACGGAUUUGAUCCGAACGAUUCCGACUAUAAUUUUUUGGAUCACCGCCUUCUGCACGUUCCUCUUCUUUGCCGCCGAGAAAUGCAUUCUUCCCAAACUCUCCAGUCCCUACGCCGCCAAACACAUUCCAUUGUUCUCGAAUCUUCAACCACUCCUAAUUGCAUUCAUUUUGUCGCACUCGACGGUUCAUGUAUUCACCACGUUUCAUGUGCUGUCUAACACAAAAAUGCCCGAAUCGACUAGGAACCAAAUGUACGGAAUCUCGUACUCUCUGCCGUUUCCCAUAAUGCUCGUCAUCUCGAGAACAUUUCGUUCUCAUCUCUUCCAUCUGAUCAGUAACUUCUUCCAAGGGAGGAUUUCCAGACGGCCAAAGAUUCGAAAGGACUCGGCGCUCCGGAAGAUGACGUCACAGAUCGCAAGGCAUAUGGCAUUCAGCAAAUUGGAAAUGGAAAACUCCGAGUUGGAUGAGAGAUUAAACAACAUGCGCACGAUUCUCCGUGACGACGCCGUCUACCGUGUCCGCUUCGCCAUUCCCCAGCAGACAGUUCAAAUAAUUCAGGAAGAGGACAACUCGGAUAACACCAUUUUCAAUCAUGAGCACUAA
This is a messenger RNA of Caenorhabditis remanei, 1044 nucleotides long. RefSeq lists its product as uncharacterized. The record is from RefSeq and is a predicted model, not a curated record. The transcript has 8 exons. NCBI's taxonomy places the organism in Eukaryota, Metazoa, Nematoda, Chromadorea, Rhabditida, Rhabditidae. Bases 1 to 1044 code for a protein of 347 amino acids.